Messenger RNA from Macadamia integrifolia, 1678 nucleotides. RefSeq names its product putative lipase ROG1. The record is from RefSeq and is a predicted model, not a curated record. The coding region runs from base 285 to 1343 and encodes 352 amino acids. The transcript has 10 exons. Lineage: Eukaryota; Viridiplantae; Streptophyta; Magnoliopsida; Proteales; Proteaceae.
AAAACCAAUACCAAAACGACCGACACCCUCUCUCUCUCACAUUUCAACAAAAAAACAGAAAAAACACACACACACGUACAGACGCGUCUACGCUUUUAUUUCAUAUGCACAUUUAACCUCUCGUGUUUUAUUUUCCUUUCGCUUCUGAGUUUUCCAGAUGACGAGAGAAGAGGAUUGACGAUUUCUGCUCAGUUUGGUUCUAUAAAUUGAAGUUCUCUUCCACAAAUUAGCUUUGAUUCCUUCUUGUCUUGAAUCGGUAAUGCGGAGUCGUAUCUAUUGAGAAUAUGAAUUGCGGUCCUGGAGAAAAUGGUCCUUGCUCGAAGUCCAUUAAUGGCGGUCGGGAUGUUUGGAGUUGUAAGGAUUCUUCUUCUGCGGCUGAUCAUCUUGUCGUAAUGGUCAAUGGAAUCCUCGGGAGUUCCACAGACUGGAAGUUUGCAGCUGAGCAGUUUGUUAGGAGCCUCCCAGACAAAGUGAUUGUCCAUUGUAGCGAACGCAAUGUAUCUAGAAUGACAUUAGAUGGUGUGGAUGUUAUGGGUGAGAGAUUGGCUGAGGAGGUUGUUGAAGUAAUUAAGCGGAAGCCAGAUGUACGAAGAAUUUCUUUCAUUGCGCAUUCUUUGGGAGGACUAGUGGCAAGAUAUGCAAUUGGGAGACUGUAUAGACCUCCUAAAACAGAAGCUGUGGAGGAUGCACAUGAUGAAGAUUCAAGAGGCACAAUAUUUGGUUUAGAGGCAAUAAAUUUCAUCACAGUUGCUGCGCCUCAUCUUGGUUCUAGGGGCAACAAAAAGGUUCCAUUUCUUUUUGGUGUAAACGUAUUUGAGAAAGCCGCAUGUCAUGUUGUUCAUUGGAUAUUCAGGAUAACAGGCCGACAACUUUUUCUUACCGACUCCGAGGAAGGGAAACCUUCAUUGCUUCGACGAAUGGUGGAUGACUGUGGGGAUCUCUAUUUCAUGUCUGCACUUCGUGCAUUCAAACGGCGGGUGGCAUAUUCUAAUGUUGGUUAUGAUCAUAUUGUAGGCUGGGGAACAUCAUCAAUUAGACGUACUAAUGAACUGCCGAAGUGGGAGGAUUCUCUUAGUGAGAAGUAUCCACAUAUUGUGUAUGAAGAAUACUCAAAAGCAAAAGAUAGUGAUCAGCACAUUGCGGUGGACGAUGAAGGUUCUGAUACACUUACAGAAGAGAUGGUGAGAGGUCUCUCUCGUGUGUCUUGGGAGAAGGUAGAUGUUAGCUUUCAUAGCAGCAGGCAGAGAUUUGCUGCACAUAGUGUCAUUCAGGUCAAGGAUCACUUCAUGCAUUUCGAAGGUGCAGAUGUUAUACAGCACAUAAUUGAUCAUUUCCGUACCUAAGAAGUCCAACAACUGUAUAGUAUUUGACUCCUCGUGGCGUAAAUAUCAGAUCAUGACAUCGAUUAUCAGGUCUGGUGUGCUGCAUUCUCUCUCGGACCCAUGGUCCCACUCUCAUAAGCAUUUUGUUGUACCAGAAGCUCCUAUUUUCCCAGGUUGAAGGCCAUUUAAUCUCAAUGUAAGAUUAAGCCAUCAUAUGGAAUUCUGAGGGAAAUAAGAAUACGAAGGAAUUCACUGAUUCAUUAUUUUUUAUUAUGUACAUGAACAUGAAGUUAUCAAUAACAAGGGUGGACACAUUUUAUUUUGAGAUAAAACGGUCAGGUUAUGAUUGUACGUAA